CCGCACCCAGCCAUUGUUUGUUCAUUUUCUACUUGGCAUUUUAUAUACUCAGAAUCUUUCCAUCUGCUUCUAGUGCUUUGGUACCCAAAUGUGGGCUUUGACUGCCUGCCUAGCUGUCUGGCUUAUUCUUGCCAAUUUUGUUUUCUGAGUCCUGCGUUCUUCCCCCAUUCUUUGCUGACUUGUUUUUAAUGUACUUUCCCGGUAUGACCCUACUCUGUUUGGUGUUCUCACUGCUUGUUCAUGAAAACAAACUCAUCCAUUCAUUUAUGGAGUGGCUUUUGAGCACCUAUUCUAUCCUAGGUGCUGUGGGAGCCACCAGAGUUACAAUAACAAACCCAACCAAACAUUCCUUGUCUCCCUAAGCUAGAGAGACGAGUUAGGUAUUAAUCACACAAACUGGGAUAACUGCUGUGAAGGAAAGACACAGAUGCAGCUGACCUAGGAACACUGGAAUUGAAAUCUGUCACCUCAUCUCACUUACCUAGCAGCAGCUCGCCUUCAUUUUGAACUUUUGCCUGAAUCAGGAUUGACAUGUAGUGCCCCAUUCUCAAUUCCGGCUGUUGUUUUUGGGUUGUUGGCAGUUUGCUCCUGACCCCUUGCCCCAACCAAGGCUGCCAUCGUUUGUAUUCUUAGUCACUAGUGGGAGCAUACCCUGAUCAUGGAUCUGUCCUCAUUUGGGAGCUCUUUUCUCUUUGUUUUCUUAACGCCUGCCUCUGUUGGUUCUUUUCCUACAUCUUCGUUAGCUUCUUGGUUAUAUUUUCUACUUCUUUACAUUUCCUAAAAGUUGCCCUAACCCAGAUUUUGUCAGGGUAAGAGUGCCCAGAACUUCUAUAGGGUUAAUAGGCCUUCAAAAUGAUGUCACAGGGAAGGGAAUGUUGCUUGUUCAUUCCUUAUCCUGUGCCCUCCUCUGUAUCUGCUACCCUUUCUUGGCAAUCUCAUCUAUUCUUGAACUCUCUGUGUUACCAUCUUUAUGCAAAUGACUGGCCGAUUUCUCUCUUUUGCUCCCGUUUUCAAGUAUUUGGUGGAUCGCUCCAUGUGGAGGUAUAUAAUACUCCAAGUAGAAUUCAUCAUCUUCUCUAACUUUACCAACUCCCAGUCUCCUACCUAGAAAUCUCACACAGACACUCCCACCUUGCUGACUUCCAGACCUGCCUGGUUGCUAGGGGGUGCUGCUUUGUCCUGUGUGAUACCAUGGUAAGGGCCUCUUCUUUUCAGUGUCCUGAACUCAAGUUUGGGUCUUCCGUUCCUUUCACCUGUCUGUUCUGAUUUUCUCCUAAGAUACAUCUGCUACUAGUAUCUGUCAACUCCAGAUGACUUUGAGUCCUGUACCAGGUUUCCUGAAACAAUUCUAAUGUGUUGUUUUUCUCUUCUGCUCAUUCAUGCUUUGAAAACUCCCUAGUGCUUUUGAAAAACUGGCCUAGUUUUUUAGGCCUUCCAACUUGUUUUAAUUUCCUUGCCACUGCCUCCCUUCAUAUAGGCUGGACCCUAUCCAAAUGGAAUUAAUUUUGUGAGAACUUGCCUGUAUUUUCUGUUUGCGCCUCUAUUUUCAUUUCCUUUUGCCAACAGUAUGCUUUCCUCACACUCUUAGUUCUUUAAAAUCUUUCCUAAAGUACUCUCAGGUUUCCUGACUUGGAGACACUCUUUCUUUCCUAUCAUCUGUACAUUUAUCCACACUUUAAAAAACACAGUGCUUACCCCUUAUCCUUCAUUCUGUCUAGUGUAGUGCCUUGAAGAAAUACGUGUGAAAUUACUGAGUGCAUAAAUGCAUUUCUGUAUUAAACCCUCAGACAGUCUUGACUCCUCCAUCUGCCUUUCCCAUUCCCUUGCUGUUUAUAUAAGGCCAUCUCUUUCUCUCCCUUCUUGCAAUAGGAUUGGCUUUAUCUGUGAAUCUCUUUAUCUUGCCCUAAGUGGUCUGUUAUCCUUUGUCUCCAUUGCUUUUCUGCUGCUGAGUUAGUAUUAAUUUCAAUUUAAAGAGAAAUUACAUCAUUUUGGUGAAGGAUGUGUGUGGGAAAUAUAGAGGAAAUAGAAGCUAGUGUUCAGAAUGACAUCUUGAUUCGUUUUGUGGGAACUCAGGCUGCCCACAAAAAUUUCAAAUAUAGACUUGACUCCUGGGCUGGUGGCCAUCAGAGACUAGAAAGUAGAAGUUGUGAUGACAUGUUCAGCAUCCAGGUGGUAGGCUAGGGGCCAGCUGCGGGGACCCACAUUCCAGCCUGCUGAUCCUGGCAGCUGCUCUUAUAUUCCUUAGACACAGCUGUUUGAGCUUCUCAUCAGACAACUGGUUUGAGGUGAUGGCAGUGAAUGACAACAGAGCUGCUCAAGGCGGGAACUCUGAGCUGAGCAGUGGAGGUUUCUUUGGAUCUGGAGAGAAGAGUGACCUUGGAGCCAAUAAUGAGCCAUCCUGACUACAGAAUGAACCUCCGGCCCCUGGGGACCCCCAGAGGUGUGUCCACUGUGGCUGGCCCACAUGACAUUGGUGCUUCGCCAGGUGACAAAAAGUCAAAGAACAAGUCCACACGAGGGAAGAAAAAGAGCAUAUUUGAAACUUACAUGUUCAAGGAGGAUGUUUCGGAAGGCUUGAAGAGAGGAACACUCAUCCAGGGUGUAUUGAGAAUUAAUCCAAAGAAGUUUCAUGAAGCCUUCAUUCCUUCCCCGGAUGGUGAUCGAGACAUUUUUAUUGAUGGGGUUGUUGCUCGUAAUAGAGCCUUAAAUGGGGAUCUGGUGGUCGUGAAACUACUUCCCGAGGAGCAGUGGAAGGUAGUUAAACCAGAGAACAAUGACAAAGAAACAGAAGCUGCAUAUGAAUCAGAUAUCCCCGAGGAGCUCUGUGGACGCCAUCUCCCGCAACAGUCCCUGAAAAGCUAUAAUGACAGUCCUGAUGUCAUUAUAGAGGCUCAGUUUGAUGGCAGUGACUCAGAAGAUGGACAUGGCAUCACACAAAAUGUGCUGGUUGAUGAUGUUAAGAAACUCUCAGUUUGUGUUUCUGAAAAAGGAAGAGAGGAUGGUGAUGCACCAGUUACAAAAGAUGAGACCACCUGCAUUUCACAAGACACAAGAGCUUUACCGGAGAAAUCCCUGCAAAGAUCAGCAAAGGUGGUUUACAUCUUGGAGAAAAAACAUUCUCGAGCAGCAACUGGCUUCCUCAAACUCUUGGCUGAUAAGAACAGCGAACUGUUUAGGAAAUACGCCCUGUUUUCUCCCUCAGACCACCGAGUGCCUAGAAUUUAUGUGCCUCUCAAGGACUGUCCCCAGGACUUUGUGGCACGGCCUAAAGAUUAUGCCAACACACUGUUCAUCUGCCGCAUUGUGGACUGGAAGGAGGACUGCAAUUUUGCCCUGGGGCAGCUGGCUAAGAGUCUUGGGCAGGCUGGUGAAAUUGAGCCUGAAACAGAAGGAAUACUAACAGAGUAUGGCGUGGAUUUCUCUGAUUUCUCUUCAGAAGUUCUAGAAUGUCUUCCUCAAGGCCUGCCAUGGACAAUUCCACCAGAGGAGUUCAGUAAGAGAAGAGAUUUAAGAAAAGACUGUAUCUUCACCAUUGACCCAUCAACCGCCCGAGACCUCGAUGACGCCCUCUCCUGCAAGCCACUCGCUGAUGGCAACUUCGAAGUGGGAGUUCACAUUGCCGACGUGAGUUACUUUGUUCCAGAGGGAUCCGACCUGGAUAAAGUGGCUGCUGAGAGGGCCACAAGUGUCUACUUGGUUCAAAAGGUGGUCCCCAUGCUUCCCAGGCUGCUGUGUGAGGAGCUGUGCAGCCUCAACCCCAUGUCUGACAAGCUGACCUUCUCUGUGAUCUGGACACUGACUCCAGAGGGCAAGAUCCUUGAUGAAUGGUUUGGCCGGACCAUCAUCUGCUCCUGUACCAAACUUAGCUACGAGCAUGCACAGAGCAUGAUUGAAAGCCCAACUGAGAAAAUCCCUGCGAAAGAGCUGCCCCCCAUUUCCCCAGAGCAUAGCAGCGAGGAGGUACACCAGGCCGUCUUGAAUCUCCACCAAAUUGCCGAGCAAUUACGCCAGCAGCGCUUUGCGGACGGCGCACUUCGUUUGGAUCAGCUAAAGCUUGCUUUCACUCUGGACCACGAGACCGGAUUGCCUCAAGGAUGUCAUAUCUAUGAGUACCGUGACAGCAACAAGCUCGUGGAGGAGUUCAUGCUCUUGGCCAACAUGGCAGUGGCCCACAAGAUCCACCGUGCCUUCCCCGAGCAGGCCCUGCUGCGCCGGCACCCCCCACCCCAGACAAGGAUGCUCAAUGACCUGGUGGAAUUCUGCGACCAGAUGGGGCUGCCCGUGGACUUCAGCUCCGCAGGAGCCCUCAAUGUGAGUGGUGGGCAGGGUUCAGGGGAGGCUCUGCUUGGGGGAAAGAAGAGAAAGACCUGGAAGGUGGGGGGUCCAAGGGCCUCUGCUUCCCCCCAGAGUCCCUCCCUUCAGCCAGGUCUCUCCUAUAGAGGAGGAAGGAGGCCGUGGGAGGAAGGGCCCCUCUGAGUCACAGGGGCCCUG
Molecule: messenger RNA, 4491 nt
Organism: Cercocebus atys (sooty mangabey)
Lineage: Eukaryota; Metazoa; Chordata; Mammalia; Primates; Cercopithecidae
Gene: DIS3L2
Product: DIS3 like 3'-5' exoribonuclease 2
Exons: 15
Coding region: 2389-4476 (695 amino acids)
Biological process (GO): miRNA catabolic process
Cellular component (GO): P-body; exosome (RNase complex)
Molecular function (GO): RNA binding; 3'-5'-RNA exonuclease activity
Source: RefSeq, a predicted model, not a curated record